This is a messenger RNA of Aspergillus pseudotamarii, 535 nucleotides long. Its product is annotated as GroES family chaperonin. The transcript is spliced from 4 exons. Gene Ontology annotation, cellular component: mitochondrial matrix. Bases 101 to 415 code for a protein of 104 amino acids. Gene Ontology annotation, molecular function: protein-folding chaperone binding; protein folding chaperone; ATP binding. The record is from RefSeq and is a predicted model, not a curated record. Lineage: Eukaryota; Fungi; Ascomycota; Eurotiomycetes; Eurotiales; Aspergillaceae.
CUUCCUUUCUUGCACUCCACACUUCAACCUGCCCGUCCUACUCGACUUAUUCUGCAUCCUUCAACCCAAUUUCUCAUCCACUCACAUCUCUCCUGUCAAAAUGUCUCUCCUCCGCAACAUCAAGGGUCUUGCUCCCCUCCUCGACCGCGUUCUGGUCCAGCGCGUCAAGCCCGAGACCAAGACCGCCUCCGGUAUCUUCCUUCCCGAGAGCAGCGUCAAGGAGCAGAACGAGGCCAAGGUCCUCGCCGUUGGCCCCGGUGCCGUCGACAAGAACGGCUCUCGUCUUCCCAUGAGCGUUGCUCCCGGUGACCACGUCUUGAUCCCUCAGUUUGGUGGUAGCUCCGUCAAGGUCGGUGAGGAAGAGUACACCCUUUUCCGGGACCAUGAGCUCCUUGCCAAGAUCAAGGAGAACUAGAUCAGUUCUUCGUCUUGUUCUUCCGCUUUCCGACUGGUUGAAAUAAUCCAAUCGGAGUCUUGUAUUAUAUCACGCAAAUCAUGAGCUUCUGUCAUGCACUUUAAAAUAAUCUAAAAAAGA